Hibiscus syriacus is the source of this 1064-nucleotide messenger RNA. RefSeq lists its product as uncharacterized. The transcript has 5 exons. The record is from RefSeq and is a predicted model, not a curated record. NCBI's taxonomy places the organism in Eukaryota, Viridiplantae, Streptophyta, Magnoliopsida, Malvales, Malvaceae. The coding region runs from base 41 to 976 and encodes 311 amino acids.
GGAAUUAAAAUAAGGUCAGUUUUGAUACCCUAAAAUUGGCAUGGAAGAAGAUUUGGAGUUGGACUCUGAUUAUGAACUGUAUAUGAGUAGUUUAAAGCCUGGCUAUGAUGAUCAUGUGAUUGGGGAAUCAUCCUCAGUUGAAUAUAUAUCUAGCUUGGGCGGCGGAGUUAUAGAAGAAAAGGAAGAGAGGUCCUUUAAGAAUGUGGAAAGGAGGAGGGAUUUCAAGAGUGAUUCCCAAAGAGUAAAGGCUAAGUUUACUGGAACUUCCGAUGGGUUUUUGAGGAAAGCAAACACUAGGAUGCCGAAAACCGUGAAGAAAUGUUCGAAGAUUAGAGUUGAAGGAAGUGAGAAUAAAGAAAGAAAUGCAGCCAGUGGAAAAAGAAAGAGUCUAAUCUAUGGGAACAAAGUAAGUGGAGAACCUUUUAAGAAGAUGGAAUCUGGAAAGGAUAUAGAAAGUUUUAGCUAUGAAAGUGAUAACACAAGUGUACAUCAGACGGAUGAUGAAGGUGGUUCUGAUUUGGAGAUACUUGCAUUUGAUGAUGAUACUUUUCAUGAAGGACAAGAUACACCGUUUGUAUCAUCAAAAUGUUAUCGAUCAUUGGUUGAUGAAGAUAGUUGGGAUGGCAACAGAACCUCUGCUCAGUCUCAGUUCAGGGAGAAGCUUAUGGAUCUUCUUAAACUUCCUUAUGACCAACAUGAGUUUGAAAGUCUAUUGCAACAAGUAACUCACAAAAGACCAGUGCAAGGUGUUAGAGAGUUACGUCGUGGAAUAUCGAAACUAUAUUCAACUAACACCGAUGGAAAAUCGUACCUUGAUUGGUACAAAGACUUAAAAGCGAAAGUCGAUGAAUUCAGUUGCGAUCAACGUAAAGUUUUGUAUCUCUUACGUGGAUUUUUCUUUUGGUUGAUGAAUACUGCCCAUGAAGGUGCAUUCAAGCCUUGGAAGGACUCUUUGUAUUUGAAUGCUUUGGGAUGACCAGAGAUUUUGUAUGAAUCUAGCAAUAUAUAUACCUCAGUGUUAUAAUCCUACUAUUGACAAUUGCAGCAUUGGGUACACAUUUUGU